Molecule: messenger RNA, 3415 nt
Organism: Danaus plexippus (monarch butterfly)
Lineage: Eukaryota; Metazoa; Arthropoda; Insecta; Lepidoptera; Nymphalidae
Gene: Bdp1
Exons: 9
Coding region: 189-2528 (779 amino acids)
Biological process (GO): RNA polymerase III preinitiation complex assembly
Cellular component (GO): transcription factor TFIIIB complex
Molecular function (GO): TFIIIC-class transcription factor complex binding
Source: RefSeq, a predicted model, not a curated record
AUCGUGUGACGACUUUUCAACUUUAGUGAGUACUGUCUUCAGUAUCGUGUGCGUGUUAUACUUUCUUUUCAAAAAGUAUUGUGAUAAAAUGUAUUCAUUUAAAAUUUUUAUCCUUUAGAAGAUUUUUAGAGCAAUAUCCUGAACAUUAUUUUAAUUUCCUUGCGGCCUAAGAGAUAUUUAAAGUUAAAAUGUCUACACGGAGAGCAAGAAUUAAAGCUGUUAAUUUUUUGCCACUGCGACGAAAAAAUACUGAAACAUCUGAGAAUAAAAAUAAAGCCUCUGAUUCAAAAGACAAUGCUGAAAAAAAUUCCAAAGAUUCUCAAACUCCUCUGCCAUCAGCUUCCGCAAAUCAAGAAGAAAAUACGAGUGUAAUAAAAAAUACACCGGACAACCAAAACUCAAGUACGAACACGCCGUCAAAAGAACAGAGCUUCAAUAAAUCGCCGGCCACCAACAGUACCACACCUGGCGAAACUCCUCAUAACGCAAACAAUUCAACGUCAUUCAAAGAUAAAGCACAAUCAAUUAAUUCAAUAAAAGAUACCAACAUUUUUGUAUCCCCUUUGAGACGAAAUAGUCCAAAAAAGACAUUCGCAUCUCCAAUAGUCCCUUCCCCUAAAGUCAUAAGAAAUGUGGAACAAAAAUUAACCACAACACUCAUCGGCAGGAAGACUCCUGUAGCACAAAAAAUCAAUGAAAGUAAUGAACUCCAAAUAUCAGGAAGUGUAAUUAAUAUCACUCACAAUAUUACCAAUGACAGCCGAAGGAAUGAACAAGCCGGACCUGGCACACCGACCAUAGCAAAUGAUGAAGCCAUGGAUGGCAUAAUUCCCUUGCAAUCAGCAUCAACUGCACCUAAGCCAAUAGAGUUGUUGAAGAGUGAAAUUAUAUCGGAAAAUGCUGAGGUUCUUUUUGAUCCAAUCGUCCCUCUCCCCUCACCGAGUAAGGUGAGACCUAAAUUGCGUCCAGCUCCAAGAUUGGGGCCUCAUCGACGGAACAGUGUACAGGGUAGUGCAAGUGAAUCCGAGGAUGAAAGUAGAAGGAGUCUUCUAUCUGGAGGCAAUACACCAGCUCAUCAAAGACAAAGGCAUGACUCUCAAAUGUCUCAUAACACACUUGUGUCCUUACCCAACAGGGAUGUCAGUCGCGUGAGAAAUGAUUCUGUGUGCUCAGGUGUUAGUGUCAUUACGAAACCACAGCCGACGUCUCCAGUUAAAGAAAAACAUACAAAGAGAUCUCGUAAUGAACGUCGUUUGAACGCCAUGAGACGUCGAGAAAACGUUAAACGUGACUCCCUGACGAUGUACGACCUCAUCUUCUACAAUCCAACCUCGAACCCUAUAGUUCCGGACGACGACGAAAUAAAUGCUAAGGAAGCGAACGAGAAGGAGAUUCUGGAGAGUAACAAAAAGGAAGAGACCAAAACGGAUAACCCGAAGGAGAACGCCGCGCCCGUGCCGCAGAUAAAACUUGGACCUAACGGGACAAUAAUGAUCGACGAGGAAAGCUUGGUCAUAAAACAGACGGAGUCCGACCGUAAAGUGUCUUCAGUGGUGCACGAGGGCUCCUGGUCAAAGAGCAGCGGGUAUAAGGCGAAACAUCUCCGCUCUAGAGACUGGAGCUCCGCUGAGACUGUCAGGUUCUAUAGAGCCUUGGCUGUUAUUGGAACAGAUUUCUCGUUGAUGGCACCUCUAUUCCCUGAUAGGACGAGACGAGAACUUAAAUUUAAGUUCAAGAAAGAAGAAAGGAUGAACGGCGCCCAAGUUGAUAAGGCGCUGCGUUCGACCAUCGAAUGGGAUGUGCUUAGACUCAAAGAAGAGUUCAAAGAAGAAAGAGCCCUGGCCGCUAAACAAGCGGAGAGAGAAAGACAGUCACUGAUAGAAGAGAAGAAGUUGGAGAGAGAAAGACUGAAGGCUGCCAGAGAAACACGUGUUAGAUCUAGCCGAGGUUCAAAAGCUCUGUCAUCAAACAUGUUGCCGGGUCUGAAUAAAGUUCACAACGAAGUGUUCACAGCAGACGGUAUUAUAGAACGAGCUAAUCGGAGACCACAUAAAAACAAACAUGGAACAAUCCAGGCAUCAGACAAAAAUAAAGAUAAUCAAUCAGAUGUAAGCCAGAACACACAAAAUCAAGACGUAGCUGUACUAACAAAAUUACCACCAAUGCAAACUAAAACGCCCGAAGCCGUCAAUACUUUGCCACCUAUUCCACCGAACAUUGAAACCGGCUCUUUGGUAGUUUUAACGGUCGAUGACCCCUCUUCACCCGCCAAAAAAAUGCUACAGACAUACAUCGCUCGUGGCCCGGGUCAGUUGACGCCAGUCGCAUUACCCACAACCUUCUUAAACUCCGUGGUAGGGUAUAUGAAGAAAAACAAAGGUCAAGGGUCACCACAAAUCAUGUCGCCGGGCAGCGCUGCAAGCUACGACAGCAGAUCGAGCGGAACUCCCGGAGUCCCAAACAUUUCAGUGUUGCCAAGUCCAGCAAAAAGACAAAGACACAGCUCAUUCACCAUAACGCAGCUUUGAUUUCUAUUCCAUUAUGUUGCCAGCAUAAAAAAUAUUUUUUUCAAUUCACCAUUUCAUUUUAUCUAUGGGUGGUAACUUGACAAGGAGGUCUCCUUGCGGAUUACAGCUGUGAUAAAUUUGUAAAACCUAGUUCUUAUGCCAAUAUCAACUUUACCUUAUUUAUUGUUUUAUUUUGUACAUUAUAUUAAGUUAAGGUUUUAUGCUGUUCGAUGACAGUAACAGCUUCGUUUGUACGGCAUGGAAUUGAUAUUAAAAUAAAAUACUUUGACGAAUUAACUUUAUAGUGAUUAAGUGUAUGUUCUCUAUAUUUAUUGGACAAGUUAAGAUGUCUGGUAGAAAGUUUCAAAAUGCUUAAAAUAUAGUACCAUUUCAUGAGGCUGAAAUAUAUGUAAUACUAUGCUAUGUGCUAGAUAUACCCACCUGUCACACUUACAAAUAAAUGUAUGACAAAAAUAUGUUUUUCACAUACAAAACACGCUGAUUUGAGGAUAGUAGGGGUAUUAAAUUAAAAUAUUCUCCUAACAUUAAUGUUACUAACAUAUACAGUAAUUAUCAAAAUCUUAUGCUAUUUAGGCAUAUUUUACAUAGCUUCAUUUAUAAAAAAAAAACUAUGUCAAUGAUUAUUUUUAUACAAAGAAAAUUUUAUUAUUCUUCAAACAGAUCUGCUCGAAUUUGCCACAUAGAGUCAUUAACUUUUUUUUUUACAUUAAGAAUUGUACACAAAAAUUCUCAAUAUAAUGCUACACGUUGUAGGCCAUAAUUUCGUAUAGGCAUUUUUAUAGCAAUUGUUUAAUGAUUGUACUUCAAUUAUAUUAGUAAUUCUAUUAUGUGAUAUAAUAAUAAUGUGUCUGUUAUAAGUGUUAAGAAUUAUACGCAUUUUUACAAAA